Drosophila obscura is the source of this 1182-nucleotide messenger RNA. Its product is annotated as angiopoietin-related protein 7-like. The transcript has 3 exons. Lineage: Eukaryota; Metazoa; Arthropoda; Insecta; Diptera; Drosophilidae. The coding region runs from base 15 to 1145 and encodes 376 amino acids. The record is from RefSeq and is a predicted model, not a curated record.
UUCUAGCUGUGAACAUGUUGAUUUAUUCGCUUCUCUUGUGCAUUAUACUACAUUCAACGGCGCUUUUCGUGGGUGUUACGGAGGCAUUGUUCGAUCAAAACGGCUAUUUAAUAACCGAUGAGAUGGAAGAAAUGUGCUCAGCCGCCUGCUAUCCCUCCAUCAAGCCGCUGUUCAAUUAUGUGGGAACCUGCCAAGAAAAUGAUAAGACGCUGAUGGAACUUCAGGAUAGAGUCGAAGCCCAGGAUCUGAAAAUUAUCAAUUUAAAGGCCCAAGCGGAAAGCCUUCACACACAAAAAGAGAAAUUGUUAGAUGAAAAUAACUGUGCGCCACAUAUUAUCGUGGAGGAGGCUAUCCAACAGGUGCUGCUGUUAAAAACUGAAUUUAAUUCAGAGCUAACCAAACUGCAAGAGACGGUAGAAGAAACGGAAGAAGUCCUGGCAGCGCUUCUACAGGAAAAACUCGAUCGCAUUAAAAUAGCUGAAAGUUUGCAACAGAAAGAAAACACACUGAAGAAUGAUGAAUUAUCAUUGAAACAGAGAGAAGAAUCGUUAAAACUGAAAGAAGUAUCCCUACAGCAGAAAGAAAACUCAUUAAACCAGAAAAAAAAAGAAGAUAACUCCAACGACAUCCGUACCAUCCGUGUGUCCGGCAUUGAUCCAUUCGAAGCGCCCUACGAAUCGAAUAGUGCGGGAUCUGACUGGAUAGUCAUUCAGAGACGGGUCAAAAUGGACGUUAGCUUCGACCGCUCAUGGAAAGAGUAUAAGAACGGAUUCGGCAGUCUCCGGGGGGAUUUCUUUUUAGGCCUGGAGAAGAUCUAUCGCUUGACGAAGUCAAGCCCGCAGCAGCUUUACAUCCAAAACGGGCAGAAGCAUGUUAAAUUUGACCACUUUAGAAUUCGCAGCGAGUUGAAUGGCUACAGACUCAAAUCAAUUGGUGCCGCCUACUGGCAUGAUGCAAUGGACAUAGUGGAUAUGCUAUUCGAUCAGGUGGGCAUGAGAUUCUCAACAUACGAUCGGGAUCACGACGGAGAUUGUUCAUCUAAUUGGGCGAAAAUCCAUGGCGAUGGCUGGUGGUACAAAAAAGUUCCCAAGAGUUUAUUGGAUUUUGGAGCCGUGAAAAUGAUGAUCAGAGCAAAUAACGAUUAAGAAUUUAUGGAGCCUAAGGAUCGAAAAUAAAUAUCUG